Messenger RNA from Truncatella angustata, 1650 nucleotides. Its product is annotated as P-loop containing nucleoside triphosphate hydrolase protein. The transcript is spliced from 3 exons. Lineage: Eukaryota; Fungi; Ascomycota; Sordariomycetes; Amphisphaeriales; Sporocadaceae. The record is from RefSeq and is a predicted model, not a curated record. Bases 1 to 1650 code for a protein of 549 amino acids. Gene Ontology annotation, molecular function: RNA helicase activity; nucleic acid binding; ATP binding.
AUGCCCUCCCAGGCGAAUGCGGCUAGGAAGUCGCAACCCGCUAAGCUGGAGGAGUUGGAAGUGACCUCGCUCUCAUCAGCGUCAGAUGCAAGCGAUGUGAGCGAAAGUGAGGGUGGCAGCUCGUCCGAUUCCGACGCCUUGGACAGUGAUGCGCCACGAAAGAAGCGCAAAGUGAGUGUUGAGGUGGAGGUUGAUCCUGAGGACGACGAGCCUUACGAGACUUCGGUGAUCUCGUCGAUACAGGCACCGUCCCGGAUCAAGAACAAGCCCAAACUGUCGACUACAGCGACGCAGCAGCCAUUGAAGUCCGAGGUUCUCAUUGCGCCUACAGCAACCUCAGUCCCAGUCGACCCCAACACGACAUUUGGCUCACUGACCCUUCGGCCAUGGCUGGUACAAUCGCUGUCCAAUAUGGCCAUUAAACGGCCCACUGGCAUUCAGAAGGCCUGUAUUCCAGAAAUCUUGAAAGGCAGGGAUUGUAUAGGAGGAAGCCGCACGGGUUCGGGAAAGACGGUAGCUUUUGCUGCGCCAAUAUUGCAGAAACUAUCUGAAGACCCAAGUGCAAUCUUUGCAGUAAUUUUGACCGCAACCAGGGAGCUCGCUCUGCAGAUCAUGGAGCAGUUCAAGGCCAUAUCUGCAGCACAAACUGUAAAGGCUAUCCUGGUCACUGGAGGCUCGGAUAUGAGAGCACAAGCUAUUGCCAUUGCUCAGAGGCCUCAUGUGAUCGUUGCCACGCCAGGUCGACUGGCCGACCAUAUUCGGAGCUCUGGCGAAGACACAUGGUGUGGUUUGCGAAGAGUCAAGUUUCUGGUGCUGGAUGAGGCCGACAGAUUACUCUCAGAGGGUCCGGGAUCAAUGUUGCCUGACAUUGAGGAGUGCUUAAGCGUACUCCCGCCGGCAGCAGAGAGACAGACGUUGCUAUUCACUGCUACCAUGACCCCUGAAGUGCGUGCACUGGAGAACCUGCCACGUAAGCCAGGAAAAGCACCUCCUUUCUUGUGUGAAGUGGACACGCAAACACUUGCUAUCCCAUCUACUUUGCGCCAGAUGUACAUUCAAAUACCUGUUACGUACAAGGAGCAUUACUUGCACGAGUUUCUCCAGACAGACGCCAUUGUUGAGAAAUCAAUCAUUAUCUUCUGUAACCGGACGAGCACUGCAGAAUACCUACACCAUCUACUGCGCCUCCUCGAUCAUCGCGUAACAUCACUCCACUCAAAACUGCCGCAACGCCAAAGGAUAGAUAACCUGGGUAGAUUUCGUGCAUCUGCUGCGCGGAUUCUAGUAGCUACUGACGUGGCUGCUAGAGGCCUUGAUAUCCCAGAAGUCUCCAUGGUCAUCAACUACGACAUACCUCGAGAGCCAGAUGACUAUAUUCACAGAGUCGGUCGUACCGCUCGUGCAGGGCGCAAGGGUGAUGCAGUUACUUUUGUGGGACAGCGCGAUGUCGAUCUCAUACAUGCCAUCGAGAACAGAGUUGGCCGCGAAAUGAUAACUUGGGAGGAGGAGGGUGUGAACUUGGAGACAAGAGUCAUCAGGGACGCACUUAAGGUUGUGAGUGAGAAGAAGAGAGAGGCGUUGUUAGAGAUUGAGGAGAAUCGGGACGUUGGCGGUAAGCGCAAGAGGGGCAUGCAGAAGCUCCGGGCAUAA